UUGUUACGCUCUUAUCUAUAUUUUUAUCACUUUUUCGGGUAAAUCCUUCAUAAAAAUAACCUAGAUUUAUAAUUUUCUAGUCAUAAGUUGUGGUAAACAUUCGCCACUGUGCCCAUGAAUUGUUAUGAUUCUUCACUUGUUUGUAAUUUGAUCAGUAGAGGGUAGCAUGAUGAUGGCGGAGACGACAAAUCCUACAAAAAAUGAGAAACUUGAUAAAGUCCAAAUUAAAAAAACGCUUUUUGAGAAAAUCAAGCAGCUAUGGGAGUUGAUCAGAUUGAGUGUUUUUGUCAUAGGGACGGCCCUAGUCGUAUUUAUUGCUGCUAGGAAUUCAGUUACAUGGUAUUUGCAGCAGUUUUGGGGUGCCUCAGGGAGUUACUGGCAGAGCAAGUGGGAGGUCAUACAUGACUUCUUUGGUGGAAAUGAUAUGCUCCUCGGAUUUACAGGUUUGUUCCUUGUAGCGAAUGGGGUGUUUUGCAUCAUCAACUCCUUCUUUGCCUACCUGGACAUCACUGGCCACCCAUCCUUCCUACUCAAGUACAAAAUUCAACAGGAUAAAAAUAAACCUGUUGAUGUCGGUAAGUUGAUGAAAGCAGUGAAGCAGGUGGCUUUCAAUCAAGUUGUGGUGGGCGGACCCUUCAUGUACGUCAUGUUCAAGGUGAUGAUUUGUAGGGGGUGCAGUUUUGGUAGGGAGCUGCCAACGUUUCACUGGGUGGCUGCCGAGCUAGUUGUCUUCACUAUUGUCGAGGAGAUCAUGUUCUAUUACAGUCAUAGACUUUUCCACGCUCCAUUUUUCUACCGUCGGAUCCACAAAAUCCACCACGAGUGGGUCUCCCCCGUCGGCGUGACUUCCAUCUACGCACAUCCCAUCGAGCACAUCUUCGCCAACAUGCUGCCAAUCAUCAUGGGGCCCAUCGUUAUGAAGUCACACAUAGCCACGGCCAUUAUGUGGUGCACGAUUGGACUGGCUUCAACCUCCAUUUCUCAUUGCGGCUAUCACCUACCCUUCCUCUUCUCACCCGAGGCUCAUGACUUCCAUCAUCUCAAGUUCGUAGAUAAUUUUGGGAUGUUGGGUGUGUUGGAUCGUCUGCACGGGACAGACAAGUACUUCAGAGCUUCAAAGGCCUACCAGCGUCACAUGGUUCUGCUCGGCCUGGUUCCUCUUUCGGUGCAAUUUCCAGAUGACGAGAAGAAAGUUGUUGAAAGCGAGAAAAUCAACAAAGCUUGCAGCAGCGAGACUAGCAUUGAUGAAGGGAACGAAAUUCUUUUUACAAUCGUUAAUUUAUUUGAUUAAGAUGACGUAGACACACAUCUACGUACAUUUUUAUUAUUUAUAAGAUAUAAAAAUCGUCAUUUCUCGAACAUCUUCUCAAUCAUAUUUCUAUUUUGAACGCUAGUGAUUCAAGUCAAUGAGACUGACUGACGACCGCUUGCUAUUGUUACUUCCGUUUUAUUGAAGGAACUUGUUUUAACUUUGUUUUAACCAAUAAUUGACGUAUGCAUACAUUUAUGUAUUGUUCGACACAUGCGUAUAUACAAAUAUAUAUAUAUAUAUAUAUAUAUACACAUGCAUAACUUGUAGUUUUAACCUUAUAAAUCUUAUUAUAAAAUGAUAGAGACACGAUAUUUAUAACCUCAAAUAAUAUUUGUUCUAAAUCCGAUUAUCUCGAACUGUUAGAUACAUACAUACAGUCGAAUUGUUAAAUACAGACAUCCAAUUGUUACAUAUAUUCAGUCAAAUUGUUACAUAUAUUCAGUUAAAUUGUUACAUACAUAUGCAUACAGUUGUAUUGUUACAUACGUACAUACAGUCGAUCGCUCUAUAUUAAUUUUAUAUAAAUAUUUUUUAAUUUUAUAAUAUACAUUACCGAAUUCAAA
This is a messenger RNA of Helobdella robusta, 1875 nucleotides long. RefSeq lists its product as hypothetical. The coding region runs from base 167 to 1291 and encodes 374 amino acids. The transcript has 9 exons. Gene Ontology annotation, molecular function: iron ion binding; C-4 methylsterol oxidase activity. The record is from RefSeq and is a predicted model, not a curated record. Gene Ontology annotation, biological process: sterol biosynthetic process. Lineage: Eukaryota; Metazoa; Annelida; Clitellata; Rhynchobdellida; Glossiphoniidae.